UGCAAAUCAGUUUGUCACAAUUGUUUUAAAUUAUAAAAAUUUUCUAUUGAUUACCAUGUACGGGCAUUGUCUUUGAAUAUAGGGGCUAGCGCGCAAUCGCAAUGGACAACCUGAAUUUGUACCAUAUUCUUGGCGUGGCAAAGAAUGCGACCGCAGAUGAUAUUAAAAAGAAUUAUCGCAAAUUGGCCAAAGAAUUCCAUCCGGACAAGAAUCCCAAUACGGCUGAUAAAUUUAAGGAAAUAUCGUUCGCCUAUGAAGUACUUUCCGAUCCGGCAAAACGUCGCAUUUACGAUCGGUAUGGGAUAAGGGGUCUGCAGGAAGGCGCCGAAAAUGGCAUGGGUACAUCGGAGUUUUUCACACAAUGGUUUGGCGGCAUAAACGAUGGUAAAGUUUUGAUCAAAUUGGAGUUGACGCUGGAGGAGAUUUACACGGGUGGCAGUAAAAAAACGUUGCAAUAUAAGCGACAGAAGCUAUGUGACAAGUGCAAUGGCGAAGGCGGCCCACCGCAGGGCCGAGAAACCUGCGAGACAUGCGAAGGUGUGGGCCACAGACCUGCCUUCACAUUUAUGGGUAUGGCCAGUUUCGAUGUGCCUUGCUCCUCAUGUGAUGGUCGUGGCUUUACCAUCAAGGAAUCGAUGCGCUGCAAGAAGUGCACUGGCUCCGGCUUUGUGGAACAGCAAAUGCAUCGUGAUAUUGUGGUUGAACGCGGCGUGCCACAUAUGUUGAAGUUGCCCUUUGCCCAUGAGGGACAUCAGUUGCGUAACGGAGAGUAUGGGGACCUCUUUGUGGUUAUCGUGCAGGCUGAGCAUCCCUUCUUCAGGCGUCGCCAUGCAAAUCUGUAUAUGGGCGAUCUAGAGAUUAAUCUAACAGAGGCUUUGUGCGGCUAUACGUAUUGCUUCAAGCACUUGAAUGGACGGCAAGUGUGCAUGGCCACGAAGCCGGGCGAAGUGCUGCGGCACAAUAAUAUCAAAAUGAUGAAAGGAAUUGGCAUGCCGGUGUUCACCAAACCGGAAGAUCAUGGUGAUCUCUUUGUACAGUUCAAGGUGAACUUCCCACCCGAUGGAUUCGCCACGCCAGAGCAGUUGGCCACGCUAGAGACUGUGCUCCCACCGCGUGUAAAAAUUACAGCGCCGGCCGGAGCGCAGCAUGUGGAAAUGUCAGACUAUAAGCCACAACCACGUCUGCCAGACACCGAUGAUGAAGAUGAAGCGCAUUUCAAUGGCGUCCAAUGCCAGACAACUUAGUGGUGGGCAUGGGCGUAUCCGUGGCUGUUACAGGCGCGUUACCUCGCCAUCGAUCUUUGGAACCUGCGGCCCACGCUUGGCGUGGACGAGUUGUGCUUUUUGGUGCCGCUAAUCGUUUUACUAUGCAUAGUAUUAUUUUUCAUACAGGAAUGUCUGCUGUGAUCAGCGCGUGAUGCAAAAUUUUGGCUAAUUUUUUAUUAGCCAGAAAGCCCCUAAAAAAAUCUUAGACUUAGCUUAGCUAAAAGUAUGGAUAGUAGUUGUUAUUAUGCUGUUAUUAGGACCCCAAACUGAAAAUUCUGUGUUAUACUAUUUACUCAAGCCUAAUCAUUAUGCAACUAAAACUAUAUAUUUAUCGAAAGCAAAAUUAUUUGCCAAGUAAAUUUCAAAUAACAUGUACUUUUGACUACCUAUAUCCUAUAGCUCCCUUUAGAAGAAAUAAAUUAAGAAAA
Molecule: messenger RNA, 1693 nt
Organism: Drosophila arizonae
Lineage: Eukaryota; Metazoa; Arthropoda; Insecta; Diptera; Drosophilidae
Gene: DnaJ-H
Product: DnaJ homolog
Biological process (GO): protein folding
Molecular function (GO): Hsp70 protein binding
Source: RefSeq, a predicted model, not a curated record